Molecule: messenger RNA, 1942 nt
Organism: Hyla sarda
Lineage: Eukaryota; Metazoa; Chordata; Amphibia; Anura; Hylidae
Gene: RGR
Product: retinal G protein coupled receptor
Exons: 8
Coding region: 177-1103 (308 amino acids)
Biological process (GO): phototransduction; visual perception; G protein-coupled receptor signaling pathway
Cellular component (GO): membrane
Molecular function (GO): G protein-coupled receptor activity
Source: RefSeq, a predicted model, not a curated record
CUUCUGGGGAUUGGGAUGUUUUAGUCCUAACUACUAAGAAACAUUUUUUUUUACAUAAUGACUUGCAUGAUGCUUCAUGACAAACAGACCCUUUAAAAGGAAGCCUUUCUAGUGUGCGCCUGUGUGAAGGGAAAGCAGCAGACAGUUCAGCAGGGUGUUAGCACAAUUUUGCAAACAUGGUUACGUCUUACCCACUUCCUGAAGGCUUCUCUGAAAUUGAGGUAUUUGGCAUUGGUACAGCUCUUCUGGUUGAAGCUCUGCUUGGGCUCAUUUUAAAUGGUCUGACAAUCCUUUCUUUCUACAAAAUCAGAGAGCUUAGGACACCUAGCAACCUGCUUAUAAUAAGCUUGGCAGUGGCAGACAGUGCACUCUGUAUUAAUGCCUUUGUAGCUGCCUUUUCCAGCUUUUUAAGUACAUGGCACCGUCAUCAUCUUUGGCAGUGUACAAUAAGGUAUUGGCCCUAUGGGUCAGACGGGUGCCAAAUUCAUGGAUUCCAAGGUUUUGUUGCUGCUUUGUCAAGUAUCAGCUCCUGUGCUGCAAUAGCAUGGGAUCGCUAUCACCAGUACUGCACCCGUAGCAAGCUACAUUGGAGCACAUCAAUAUCUGUGGUGUUGUUUGCCUGGGGAUUUGCUGCAUUCUGGUCUAUGAUGCCACUCUUUGGAUGGGGUGAAUAUGACUAUGAACCUUUGAGAACAUGCUGCACACUAGACUACUCUAAAGCUGACAGAAACUUCAUCUCUUUCCUUUUCCCCCUGGCUUUCUUUGAGUAUUUGAUCCCUCUCUUUAUUAUGAUGACUGCCUACCAGUCCAUAUACCAGAAGCUAAAGAAAAGUGGCCCAGUCAAGAUGAACACCGGCUUGCCUGUAAAAUCACUAAUGAUUUGUUGGGGACCCUAUUCACUGCUUUGUUUUUAUGCCAUCAUUCAAGAUGCAACUAUCCUUUCUCCGAAACUACGUAUGAUGCCUGCUCUAUUGGCUAAGAUGUCUCCUGCAGUGAAUGCUUAUAUUUAUGGACUUGGAAAUGAGAACUACAGAGGAGGUAUAUGGCAGUUUCUUACAGGACAAAAAAUGGAAAAAUCGGAAACUGAUAACAAAUCAAAUUAAUUCAGAAUGGAGAACUUGCCUUGUUUCAUAAAGUAGUGGACAGUAAGAAGUGAUGUCAAAAAUGCAGGCAACAUUCAGUUAACCUGUAGUGAGCUGUGCUUCCAAACAUCAUGUGAAAGUGACGAGCUACUUUGGUUUAAUACAAUGCAAAUGUCCUGUGUAACACUAAAAAUCCAGCAGGUACAAUAAAACAAGGGCAUCUGAAUACAGUUUUGAUUUUGUCUUGUACUAUUUCCAAUAUAAAUUAUCUAUGUUCUAUAUGAUUUGUAGAUAUAAGUUAUAAUUAUAGUAAGAUUAUAGAAAUCUGCUGUGUAGGGACCACUGAGGAAAAUAAUUAAAUUAUACAAAAGAAACUCAAGUAUUUCUUUAUAUUUGUUGUUAUUCUUCUUAUACGUGUAUGUAUGAUUUACUCCUGCUGGGUCUCAGAAGUAACCUGCAUACAUUUAUAAAGGAUUGUUACACAAAGUUACAUUUAUAAAUCUAGCCUAUUCAGGAUUUAUUGUUCACCUUGACAAGUACAACAUCCAACCAGUUAUAUUGUUUGAGAACCUUGGCCUUAUUUGAAAGCAUCCUACCAGCAAAUAUUGUAUUUUUCAGCAUUUUUCAUCACAGAAGUCAAGAAAAUCUGGGCUUGUCACAUGUGCUGCUAGUCUAAAGAAGAGCAAUGAUGGCAGGGCCAGACUUUGACUGAAAUUCAACCAUGGCAUUUGAAAUUACUCAGGACCAUUUGAAGUGGGGUUUAUGGGUUAUGAAAAGGUGUCACUAUAAGGGUAAGUUCACAUGGGCACAAAGAAGCAUCCCUAUGAAGGGCCACGCAGUCGCUCUCACUGGGCAGCUUG